UUCGGAUGUUUUUAGAUAGGGUAUUAUUACAGUACAUAAAUACCAUGGCAUCUAUUUUGCCUUAUCAAUAUGAGCCAGAAUCUGAAGAGGAAACAGACGAAGUCGUUCAACCGGCCACACAAUUAAAUCAACGAAUUGACCAGGACAUUUCUCAGUGCAUCAGCAGACAUACACAGGCUGGAUGGAGCACUCUCAUUGAGAGCGGAGAGACAGGAGAGAAUGACAGGACUGUCAUUUGUCUAAAGAAAAGAAAAAAUUAAAAAGCACUUCUAGUGCUCCUUUCGUUUGGCAACACAUCGCAAUUCUUAGACAGAGGUACAUCUCUGAGCCAGUAGAGGAGGAUUUGUCUCACUAAGGAUUAAACCCACAUCUGCAAUAUCUUAAAACAGUUUGAACAAUCACACCACUAGGAAGAGUCAAGGAACAAAUCAUCAUGGGGAUGCGAGGCCUGCUACUGGCCUGUGUGGCAGUAGCCAUGUUAGUUCAUCUCUCCAGUGCUGGCCUGGUGAAAAGAGUACUUAGACACAGAAGAGAAUCACUGUCACCAACCAUUGAGAACUUGACCCUCCCAAGUCCCGAUCAGCCUGUGGUUUUUAACCAUGUAUACAACAUCAACGUUCCCUCUGGAUCCCUGUGCUCUGUGGACUUGGAUUCACCUGGAACAACACCAUUGAAGCCAAAACCGGCCAAUCUGCAGUCUGACCAACACAUAGAACACACCACGGAUGAAGAGAAUCAGAUUGUUUUUACGCAUAGGAUUAACAUUCCCAAGCAAGCUUGUAGUUGUGAUAACCACAUGCCUGACCUGAAGGAUAUUCUGAACAGGCUGGAAAUGCUGGAGGCAGAGGUAUCCAGUCUAAGAGAGCAGUGCACCAGUGGAACAGGCUGCUGUGGUGCUCAGGUUACAGCAGGUGAAGUCACAACCAAACCCUACUGCAGUGGCCGUGGCAACUACAGCACUGAGACCUGCAGCUGUGUGUGUGAGCCCGGUUGGAAGGGAGUCAACUGCUCUGAGCCAGAAUGCCCAAAUUUUUGCCAGGAUCAAGGCCGUUGUGAAGACAGCAAGUGUAUCUGCUUCGAGGGCUUCGGAGGUGAGGACUGCAGCAUCGAGCUGUGCCCUGUGGAUUGCGGUGAGAAUGGAGAGUGCAUCAACGGAGCUUGCAUCUGUGCGGAGGGCUUUAUCGGUGAGGACUGCAGUUUGACCAACUGCCUAAACAACUGCCUUGGCAGGGGCCGCUGUGUGGAUGACGAAUGUGUAUGUGAAGAGCCUUGGACGGGCUUUGACUGCUCCGAGCUCAUCUGUCCCAAUGACUGCUUCGACCGUGGCCGCUGUGACAAUGGAACCUGCUAUUGUGAAGAGGGAUUUACUGGGGAGGACUGUGGGGAGCUUACCUGCCCCAAAAACUGCAACCACCAUGGCAGGUGUGUCAAUGGACAGUGCGUCUGCAAUAUUGGCUAUAGCGGAGAUGACUGCUCCAAGCUAACCUGUCUCAAUGACUGCAGUCAGAGAGGGCACUGCUUCAACGGCAAAUGCAUAUGUGACCCUGGGUUCGAGGGCGAGGACUGCAGCAUUCUUUCCUGCCCUGACAACUGCAAUGACAGGGGACAGUGCAUAAAUGGUGAGUGUAUUUGUGAUGUUGGCUAUGAAGGUGAUGACUGCUCUGAGCUUUCUUGCCCCAAUAACUGUCACGAUCGUGGCCGAUGUGUCAACGGGAAGUGCAUUUGCAAAAUGGGCUUUACUGGAGAAGACUGCAGCAUCAAGACCUGUUCCCAUGACUGCCAUGGACGCGGAGAGUGUGUAGACGGCAAAUGCGUUUGCCAUAAUGGCUUUGCUGGAGAACACUGUGGCAUCAAGACCUGUCCCCAUGACUGCCAUGGACGUGGAGAGUGUGUAGACGGCAAAUGCGUUUGCCAUGAUGGCUUUGCUGGAGAACACUGUAGCAUCAAGACCUGUCCCCAUGACUGCCAUGGACGCGGAGAGUGUGUAGACGGCAAAUGCGUUUGCCAUAAUGGCUUUGCUGGAGAACACUGUGGCAUCAAGACCUGUCCCCAUGACUGCCAUGGACGUGGAGAGUGUGUAGACGGCAAAUGCGUUUGCCAUAAUGGCUUUGCUGGAGAACACUGUGGCAUCAAGACCUGUCCCCAUCAAUGCCAUGGACGUGGACAGUGUGUAGAUGGCAAGUGCAUUUGCCAUGAUGGUUUUGCUGGAAAAGACUGCAGCAUCAAAACCUGUCCCAAUGACUGCCAUGAGCGUGGACAGUGCGUGGAUGGCAAGUGUGUUUGCCAUGCUGGUUUUACAGGCCACGACUGCAGCGAGUUGACUUGCCCCAGUGACUGCCAUAACCGAGGACGUUGUGUAAAUGGUCAAUGUGUGUGUAACAUCGGAUUCACUGGAGAGGACUGUGGUACAAAGACGUGUCCCAACAACUGCCUGGACCGUGGCUACUGUGAAGAUGGAAAGUGUGUCUGCUUUGAGGGGUACACCGGUGAGGACUGCUCUGUUCUGACAUGCCCAGCAAACUGCAAUGACCAAGGCCAGUGUCUGAAUGGAAUGUGCAUAUGUGAUUUAGGCUUCACUGGCGACGAGUGCUCUGAAAUCUCCCCACCCAGAGACCUGACUGUGACUGAGGUUGAUCCAGAAACAGUGGACCUUGCCUGGGUCAAUGAGAUGCUUGUGACGGAGUAUCUUAUCACCUAUGUGCCUACGGCUCCUGGUGGCUUGGAGAUGGAAAUGAGAGUUUCUGGUGAAAAGAAGACAGCCACUAUUAGGGAGCUUGAGCCUGGCAUAGAGUACCUAAUCAGUGUAUUUGCUGUCCUGAACAGCAAGAUGAGUGUCCCUGUCAGUGCCAGAAUAGCCACACAUCUUCCUGAACCCGAGGGUCUGAAAUUCAAAUCGGUUAGAGAGACCUCAGUGGAGGUGGAGUGGGACCCCUUGAACAUUCCGUUUGAUGGCUGGAACCUCAUUUUUAGAAACACAAAAGAAGAAGAUGGAGAGAUUUUGAACUCUCUCACCCCUCCUGAGACCACCUUUGAGCAGUCUGGUCUUGGACCUGGACAAGAGUAUGAAGUCAAGCUUGAGGUCGUUAAAAACAACACCCGUGGACCCCCAACAAGCAAGAACAUUGUCACAAUGAUUGAUGCUCCCAGCCAGGUGGAUGUGCGUGAUGUGACAGACACUACAGCCCUUAUCACCUGGUUUCAGCCUGUCGCUCAGGUGGACAGCAUCUCUGUGUCCUAUGGCCCAAACACAGAUUCCUCAGACAGGAAAACAAUCAAGCUUUCCUCCAUGGAUACACAGUACCAUCUGGCUGAGCUGUACCCUGACACAGAGUAUGAGGUCUCUCUCAUGGCCCGCAGGGGAGAGAUGACCAGCUUUCCAGUCUAUGAGACCUUCACAACAGACCUUGAUGCCCCCAAGCACCUCAAGGCAGUUGAACAGACAGAUGAGAGCAUAACUCUGGAGUGGAAAAACAGCAGAGCCAACGUCCUCAAUUACCGCGUCAAAUACGGCCCACUUUCUGGAGGGGAGCAUGGAGAACGGGUCUUCCCCAGCGGCCCACAAGACACCACUCAGGCUAAAAUCACUGGCCUUAGGCCCGGGACGGAGUAUGGAAUGGGAGUGACGUCAAUCAAGGAAGAGCGUGAGAGUUUGCCUGUGACAACCAAUGCUGUGACUGAUCUUGAUGCUCCCAAAGACCUUGAAGUAAGUGAGACCACGGAGACCACAUUGGCACUGGUUUGGAGGAGGCCGGUCGCCAAAAUCAACACCUAUGAGCUGGUGUUCACAUCUGCGGAUGGCACAGAAACUGAAUUGGAGGUACCUGGUGCUGCCAAUACCUACAUCCUGACUGACCUGAAUCCCGGCAUGCUGUACACCAUUAGCCUGACUGCCAAGAGAGGAAGAAAGAUGAGUGCCCCAGCCACUCUGUCAGCAUCCACAGAUGAAGAGAAGGCUCAGGUGGGCAACAUCACCAUCUCUGAUGUGUCCUGGGACAGCUUCAGUGUGUCCUGGGAGCUGGACAGAGGAGAGGUUGAGGGCUUUCUGGUUGAAGUAUCUGGCCCAGAUGGCUUAUCUGAUGGCCAGAACUAUACACUAUCCAGCCAGGAGUUCAGCCUGGCUGUCUCUGACCUCUCCCCUAGUACUUUCUACAGAGUCGUACUGUAUGGGCUGUACAAGGGAGAGCUCUUAGAUCCUGUCUUUGCUGAAGCCAUCACAGAAGCUGAACCUGAAGUGGAGCAUCUUUCAGUCUCGGACAUCACCCCGCACAGUUUUAAACUGACAUGGACAGCACCAGAAGGCAUCUUUGAUACAUUCACUCUCAAAGUCGUCGAUUCUAACAGACUGGGACAACCUCUCCAGAUCAGUGUAUCUGGAGACAAGCGAACAGAAGCGGUGACAGGUCUCAGUGAAGAUACGAAGUAUGAAAUCGAACUCUUUGGGAUCCUUUUGGGACGGAAAUUCCAGCCCAUUUUGAUUGUAGCUCGAACAGGUCUGGGAACACCCAAGGGGAUACGCUUUUCUGAUGUGACAGAUACAUCAGCUACUGUUCACUGGACUUUGCCCCGUAACCGUGUAGACAGCUACCGGGUCACCUACGUGCCUGUUCAGGGUGGAAGCCCUAUGACACUGAGAGUAGAUGGAGGACAGUCUCAAACCACGCUGCCCAGUCUGAACCCUGGAGUAACCUACCAGAUCACUGUCAUCGCUGUGAAGGGCUUGGAGGAGAGUGAACCAGGAUCUGAUAGAGUCACGACAGCCCUGGAUAAGCCACGAGGUCUGACAGCAGUCAACAUCACUGACACUGAAGCUCUGCUGCUGUGGCAGCCGUCCAUCGCUACUGUGGACGGAUAUGUCAUCACUUACAGCGCAGACAGUGUGGCUCCAGUGAUGGAUCGGGUGUCUGGGAACACUGUGGAGUUUGAGAUGAGCUCACUCACACCUGCCACAUUAUACACCGUUAAAGUCUAUGCUGUCAGAGAAGCAGCCAAGAGUGCUGCAACCAACACAGAGUUCACCACAGAUGUUGAUGCCCCUCAGAAUCUGGCUGCCAGUAAUAUUCAAACAGAGAGUGCCAUGUUGACAUGGAAGCCACCAAGAGCAGAUAUCAGUGGGUAUAUCCUCAGCUUUGAGUCCGCUGAUGGCAUUGUCAAGGAGGUCGUCCUCAGCCCCACAGCAACAUUUUACAGCAUGUCCCCGCUGACUUCCUCCACAGAGUACACAGUCAAACUGCAGGCCAUCGCUGGGCCAAAGAGAAGCGGAAUCAUCUCUACAGUCUUCACCACCAACGGAGUGCUGUACAAGCAUCCUAAAGACUGCUCGCAGACUCUGUUAAAUGGAGAAACAACCUCAGGCCUGUACACUAUUUACCUGCGUGGAGAUGAGACUCAGCCUCUGCAGGUCUACUGUGAUAUGUCCACUGAUGGAGGUGGCUGGAUUGUUUUUGUGAGACGGCAGAGCGGUAAAGUAGAGUUUUUCAGAAACUGGAAAAACUACACUGCAGGCUUCGGUGACCUGAAUGAUGAAUUCUGGUUGGGUCUCUCUAACCUCCAUAAGAUCACCUCCUCUGGGCAGUAUGAGCUGCGUGUGGACCUCAGAGAUAAGGGCGAGUCUGCAUAUGCGCAGUAUGACAAGUUUUCAGUCUCUGAACCACGCAGUCGCUACAAAGUGCAUGUUGGAGGAUACAGCGGCACUGCAGGUGACUCAAUGACGUAUCACCAUGGCCGCCCAUUUUCAACCUACGAUAAUGACCACGAUAUAGCUGUCACCAACUGUGCUCUGUCUUAUAAGGGAGCUUUCUGGUAUAAAAACUGUCAUCGAGUGAAUAUAAUGGGCCGAUAUGGAGACAACAGUCAUAGCAAGGGUGUAAACUGGUUCCACUGGAAGGGUCAUGAGCAUUCCAUUGAGUUUGCAGAGAUGAAGAUCAGGCCCGCCAACUUCAGGAAUUUUGAGGGAAGGAGAAAGCGAUCGUAAACCAGUGCACUCUGGCUUGAACCAACCAACACUCCUCUGCUGACCAUUCGCCCCUUGUUUCUCCUGCAUCAUCUCAUCCCCUUCAUCUACCAAAGCCACUGCCAGGAGCCCAGCCUGCUCUUUACACUCUCCUAUUCAUGGAAGUACAAAAAAUGCCCCCCACCCUCAGACCCCCAUUCAAAGCUAUACAGCCCAUACACAGUUGUGUGUGUACCACUUCUGUGCACGUCAAUCUGACAGUAAACUCAUAGUGAAGUUUUUAACAUUACACAUUGUGCCUGUACAACAUAAGCACACCAAAGACAGAAACUCCAGUAACAUAUAUAUAAUACAAUGCCGAUGGAGGGAAGAUUUUGAGUUUGGCUUGGUGCUUUCCGGUUAAAAAAUAACAAUAUUAUUCUUUCUGUAUAUCUUAUACAAUUACAGUGGAGAGUUGAAUGUUUGUGUGUGGUAGUUUUGCAUUAGAGCCUCUUCCCUAGGCUGAGAAUUAGCCUCAAGAAUACUUUAUCCUUUAACUUCUCAAUUAGGGUGAGAGGUUUAAUGGUACAUAAUAAAAACUCAGCAUUUAAAAUGCAUGAAUGCAUAAAGAAUAUCUAGUGGGGAGGCUCAGAGAUUUUUGUCAUCUUUUUCUAGUCUGUCUGUGACAAAUCUAAGUACCCAUGCUCUGAUUUCUCUCUCCCACAACUCAUGCAUUCAUCAGUUCUGAAGUCCAGUGGCAUGUUUCUGGAACUGUUUCUAGUACCUUUACAGUACUGUUAAGUGUUCAUUUGUAUGCACCUUUCGUUGUGUUUCCUUUACCCUAUAACUAUAUUGGCAUUCAGUCACAGAGCAUAAGAAUCUUGUUGAUUGUUAUCCUCUAAAAGAUUUAAAUUAAACAAAAGUCAAGGCAGGAUCUAUGUUCAAUCUUUGGUUUAAGUGAUACUGUGUACACCAGUUAUGAGCUUGUAUAAGAUUCAUGAAAGAAAAGUAAUGGUGAGGUUAUUGGAAUUAUUGUAAACAUAGCCUCAUAUGAAAGUUCUGUUUAAAAAAAAAAAUUAAAAAAAAAUAAAAAAAGAAUUAAUAUACAGAAUAAGUCUUCGUGUUCGCCCCCUAUAUCGACUAAACCACUGACCCCUAUACAAUACCUGUGUAAAUUAUGUCUCGUUUUGGUAUUUGAAUAUUUUUGUUUGUUUGUUUGUUUAUUAAAUGGGUGUACAACAGAUGUUUCUUUGUAACCCCUCUUACAAUUAAACAGAUUUUGUUUAAUAAA
Molecule: messenger RNA, 7220 nt
Organism: Cyprinus carpio (common carp)
Lineage: Eukaryota; Metazoa; Chordata; Actinopteri; Cypriniformes; Cyprinidae
Product: tenascin-like
Exons: 24
Coding region: 434-5971 (1845 amino acids)
Molecular function (GO): protein binding
Source: RefSeq, a predicted model, not a curated record